UUUGAUGAGAGUGAUCAACCUAUUAAAUCAUUUAUUUUAAAAGUGUGUUUCUUUGUGUGUGUGUGUGUGCGUUUGAUAGAUACAUACAGAUAGUUGAUCUUCUGAUUAAUUUUAUAUAUCCUGUUUCGCAUUAUAACAGAAAAAAAAGUUUGCCGCCCAAUAAAUAAGGAUUUUCAAUCACAGUCAAUCAUCAUCAUCAUUAUCAUCAUUAACAAUGGAUUCUAAUCGUCCAAUACUUACAAUGGAUACAAUCAAUAAUAAUUUGGUUAAAAUGGAAUAUGCUGUUCGUGGCCCAAUACCGACGCGUGCUGUUGAAUUAAUUCAGGAGCUAAAAAAUGGCGCCGAAAAACCAUUCGAUGAAGUGAUUCGUGCCAAUAUCGGUGAUUGUCAUAUGAUGGGUGAAACACCAAUGACAUUUAUACGACAAGUUCUUUCAGCAAGCCUUUUUCCUAAAUCGGCUUUAUCCGAUACACAGCUGCCAAGUGAUGUAAAAGAACGAAUAAAAUUAUUAUUAUCCAAUUGUGGUGGCCAAUCAGUUGGAGCUUAUUCCGAUUCGGCCGGUGUGGAAAUUAUUCGUCGCCAUGUUGCCGAAUAUAUUGAACAACGUGAUGGCUAUCCAAGUGAUUGGCGUAAUAUUAUUCUCACCUCCGGUGCCAGUGAAGGUGUUAAAUUGAUUUUUACAUUAAUUAAUUCGGCUUCAACCGAUGGUAUACCAACUGGUGUGAUGGUACCGAUUCCACAAUAUCCCUUAUAUUCAGCUACUUGUAGUGAAUUAGGAAUGAAUCUAAUUUCCUAUUAUCUGGAUGAAGAAAAUGAAUGGGCAUUAGAUAUUGCCGAAUUACAACGGGCAUUAGAUGAAUCAAAAUCCAAAUGUAAACCAAAAGCUAUUGUUGUGAUUAAUCCGGGAAAUCCAACUGGCGCUGUAUUGACCAAAGAUAAUAUUGCUCAAAUCAUUCGAUUUGCACGUGACAAUAAUCUAUUGAUUGUUGCCGAUGAAGUCUAUCAGCAUAAUAUUUGGAAAGAAGGAGCACAAUUUUAUUCAUUCAAAAAGAUAAUGAAAGAAAUCAAUGUUCAAUUGGAAUUGGUUUCAUUAAUGAGCGCUUCAAAAGGUUAUAUGGGUGAAUGUGGUCUUCGUGGUGGUUAUAUGGAAAUUGAUAAUUUCGAUUCCGAUGUUAAAGCCGUUCUGUUUAAACAGAUUAGUGCUCGUCUGUGUUCAGCAUUGAUCGGUCAAUUUGCCAUAGAUUGUAUUGUUCGGCCACCACAACAAGGUGAACCAUCUUAUGAAUUACAUCAGAAAGAAAAAGAAACUGUCCUUGCAUCACUUAAAGGUCGUGCUGAAUUAACUACACGUACAUUGAAUUCAUUACCUGGAAUAAGAUCAAAUCCAGUAGCCGGUGCAAUGUAUGCAUUCCCACGUAUUCAAAUACCGGUUAAAGCAGUUGAAGAGGCUGAAAAACUUGGCCAAAAACCAGAUUUUUUCUACUGUAAACAGCUAUUAGAAAAGACGGGUAUAUGUCUAGUACCUGGUUCUGGUUUCGGCCAAAUACCUGGAACGUAUCAUUUUCGAACAACGAUAUUACCACAGCCAGAAUUAUUCUCUAGAAUGAUGAAUAAAUUUCAACAAUUUCAUCUAAAAUUCCUAGAACAAUACGGUGGAAUAUCGAUGGUUAACAAUGGCCACGGUUAAUGAUUUGGAACGAAUUACCAUCAUUUCAACGAGAUACAACUGUAUUAAUACAAUAGAUUACUGAAAUAUUGUAUCAAUUUUCUAUUACUACAGUUUAAUAAUAAAACCCUCUUAGAAUAUUCCUUUGAA
Messenger RNA from Dermatophagoides farinae (American house dust mite), 1816 nucleotides. RefSeq names its product alanine aminotransferase 2-like. The record is from RefSeq and is a predicted model, not a curated record. Gene Ontology annotation, biological process: biosynthetic process. NCBI's taxonomy places the organism in Eukaryota, Metazoa, Arthropoda, Arachnida, Sarcoptiformes, Pyroglyphidae. Gene Ontology annotation, molecular function: pyridoxal phosphate binding; transaminase activity.